Messenger RNA from Triplophysa rosa, 3704 nucleotides. Its product is annotated as NXPE family member 3-like. The transcript has 7 exons. The record is from RefSeq and is a predicted model, not a curated record. NCBI's taxonomy places the organism in Eukaryota, Metazoa, Chordata, Actinopteri, Cypriniformes, Nemacheilidae. Bases 563 to 3013 code for a protein of 816 amino acids.
AAGCCGACGCCCAUCCAUAGAACGGAGAGUCCGGGUGGGCGCAAUCUCUGAAACCUCUCCACUGCCACGCACCACGUUCCCGUUUCGCCUCACCUACGGCUUCCAGACCCAUACCGGACGGGGGCUCAUAGACUCAGGAGCUGAAGGGAAUGUCCUGGACAGAGCCACCGCCCAGAAGUGGGGUAUUCCCACAGUCCCUCUGCAUCCGCCUGUCUUCGCUGUGACGCUAACGGGAACUGCCCUCUCCACCGUCACUCACACCACUCCUCACGUAAGCUUUUUCUUGUCGGGUAAUAAUUGUGAGAAGAUUAGGUUGUACAUCCUCGAUUCCCCCACCACGCCUCUGGUUUUAGGGCAUCCGUGGUUGUCACAACAUAAUCCUGACAUUGAUUGGGUAAACACAGCUAUUUUGUCUUGGUCUCCUGCUUGUUAUGUGUCUUGUCUUGGUCCUGCUCCCUCGCCUGUUUCUGUGUCUCCUGUGUUCCAGGUGGAAGCCGCUGAUCUGACCGGGGUUCCGGAGGAAUACCACGAUCUACAGACCGUGUUCAGCAAGUCUCGCGCGAUGUCCCUGCCUCCUCAUCGUCCCUACGACUGCGCCAUCGACCUCCUCCCAAGCACUUCUCCGCCCAAGGGUCGGUUGUUUUCCCUUUCGAGUCCUGAGAGAGAGGCCAUGGACAAGUACAUUCGUGAAGCAUUAAACGCUGGGCUAAUUCGUCCCUCCUCCUCGCCAGUGGGUGCGGGUUUCUUUUUCGUACAGAAGAAGGACGGCUCCUUACGCCCUUGUAUUGACUAUCGUGGGUUGAACGACAUCACGGUAAAGAAUAAAUACCCUCUACCUUUAAUGUCGUCUGCUUUCGAACUCUUACAGGGAGCCCGGGUCUUUACUAAGCUAGACCUCCGCAAUGCCUAUCACCUAGUCCGGAUCCGCGAGGGAGACGAGUGGAAGACGGCAUUCAACACCCCUUCGGGACACUAUGAGUAUUUGGUUCUUCCGUUUGGCCUGACCAAUGCUCCUGCCGUCUUCCAGGGCCUCGUCAACGAUGUGCUGGGGGACAUGAUUAAUCGUUUUGUCUUCGUGUACCUUGAUGAUAUCCUUAUUUUUUCCCACUCUCUUCAGGAACACACCCAGCACGUCAGAGGGGUCCUCCAGCGUCUUCUGGAGAAUCAAUUGUUCGUCAAAGCGGAGAAGUGCGAGUUCCACUGCGAUACUAUUUCGUUCCUUGGUCACGUGAUUUCGCCACGAGGUAUUGAACCUGACGAUGCUAAGAUCAAGGCUGUCGCCACAUGGCCUGUCCCCGACUCUCGCAAGGCCCUCCAGCAGUUCCUGGGGUUCGCUAACUUCUACAGGCGUUUCAUCCGGGGUUUCGGCCUAGUUGCCGCACUGCUGACCGUAUUGACCUCCACCAAGGUUCCCUUCUUCUGGAAUUCCCUUGCUCAGGUUUUAUGGAGAAUGCCAACGGUGAGAAGAUUUCGUCCCCCCAGUCCUAAAGCUGCUUACCCAAAUGCAUCAUCCAGAAUAUCAGCGAUUGACAUGGGAAUCAGUCAGGAGGAGUGGGAUAGACUACAGAAGGCUCUUGACUGGCCUAGUCCAGAUCAUGAAAUCACUGAGCUGGGUCUCAGCACAAGUCCAGUCCACACAACAUUCUCUAUUGUGAGACUCAAUGACACUUACAAAGUAGGCGAUAAGAUCAGUGUUACCAUCACAGCCAGAGAUCACAACAAGAACUUGAAAACAUAUGGAGGUGACUUUUUCCAAGUAAAGCUAUUCAAUUUAAACUUAAAGGCAAGUGUUUAUGGAGAAGUUAUUGAUCAUCAUAAUGGGACAUAUACUUUUGAUCUUCUGUUACCCUGGGAAGGACAAGCACAAGUGUCUGCACGUCUGAUGUACUCUAGUGAACUAGUGCAGAGUCUUAAAAAGUACUGGGAGACUUCAUUCCCACGCAGCCACUAUAUCGGUUACUUUGAAGGACCGGGGCCCAAUGGAGUCAAGAUAAGUGAAAAAGUGGAAUGUAAUCUUAAAUGGGGCUCUCGUGGAAAUUGGAGUAAAGGCAACUGCUGCUGUGAGUAUAAGGAUGUGAAAACAGAGACAGUGUGGCAGUGUGACAGACCAAAAGAACUUUCCUGUGACUACUGGGUGUAUCAUGAAAACGGAGCGGUUGAAGAUCAGCUAACUCCUUUUGAGAAGCAACUUUGUUCAAGAAAAUUAACAAAUGUUGGUAUUGCUGGAGACUCACACAUCAUAAGUGUACUUCCCAACACUGCAGGCAUUGCUACAACCGAGAGAUGCAGACCAGGUCUGACCACACCAGUUCCUGCAGGAUUCUAUUUUCAAGAUGUCUGGAAGUCUUUUGUAUGUAACACUCAAAGGUUCAGUCCUCCACAAAUGGCAGGUUGUCUUAAAAACAAGAUUCUGUACAUGUUGGGAGACUCUACCACAAGACAGUGGUUUGAGUUUUUUGAAAGCAGUGUGCCAGGUCUGAAAAGACUGGAUAUUCACACUAGUUUCAACACUGGACCCCUAAUGGCUGUGGAGUUGACAAAUAAUAUCAUAAUUCACUGGAGGACACAUGGAUUUCCUUUGCGAUUUCAUAAAAUGCCAGCCGCUGACCUGCAUUAUAUCAGCAAUGAAAUUGAUUAUAUAACCGGUGGCCGUCAUAUAGUUGUUGUGUUCACAAUAGCUGCCCACAUGGCUUUUCAUCCACUGACGUUUUUUGUGCAUAAAUUGAGCAAAAUUCGUCAAGCGCUGGUUCGACUACUGAAGCGUGCACCAGAGACUACUGUCAUCAUCAAGUCUGGAAACACUGGGAUCUCAGUGAAUGAUUAUGGACACGAAUGGUACAGGAUGCAGAUAAACAAAGCGUUGAGCGAGAUGUUAAGUGAUAUUGAUGGAGUGAUCUACAUGGACGUCUGGCAGAUGACUUCGUGUCACUACACACAUGAGGCCAUUCAUCCUGCCGCUGUUAUCGUCGGCAAUGAGAUUGAUAUGCUGCUGUCUUAUGUCUGCCCAUCCUGACAAAGAGUGCAAAGUGAAUGUUUGAUUUACAUGUAUUACCUAAAACAUCACGGUCAGGGGGCUGUGAUGGAAAAAAACACAGCCCUUAAGCCAUGUGGAGAAUUUCUUUAUAUGGUAAGAAUGGCUCCGAACUGACAUCUACACCGAUGUACUUGACCAUGAGUAUUGAUGCCUUUUAACACAAAUCCACUUUGAUGUUUAACUUUUUGUCUGGUUUAGAAUUUCUUCAUUAUGUACAGUAUGUACACCUGUACAUUCUGUCGGAUUUCUUGUUUUCUUUACAACUCCAUGUGACACAUUGACCCAUGCUGUUUGUCAUGAAUAUUCAAUGAAAAACAGCUACUGCAAGUAAUCCUAAUGUUAAAAAGUAACAACAUUUUCAAUUCAUUUAAAUAUAGAACAUCAUUUAUUUUACCACAGAUUGGCAUUUUUGCAUUUGCAGCAAUGGAAAAAAAUAAGAGACCAUUUAAACUGCAGUGUUUGAAUUUUUUCUGAAUUUGAAUAAAAUGAUCAUUUUUUUAUUCUUACAAAUUCCUCCCAAAUUACAAAAAAUACUUGUUAUUUGCACUUUUUGCAGAAAGUUGGAACGGGACAAAAAAGAUGCAAUGUUUGCAGAUGAACCGUUGAUAUUGUAUUAUGAAUACUUAUGAGUUAUUGAAUGGUCAUAUUUAUAUUCAAACAAUAAGAAAAA